This is a messenger RNA of Scatophagus argus, 2621 nucleotides long. RefSeq names its product adhesion G protein-coupled receptor G7, tandem duplicate 1 (gene adgrg7.1). Gene Ontology annotation, biological process: cell surface receptor signaling pathway; G protein-coupled receptor signaling pathway. Gene Ontology annotation, cellular component: membrane. Lineage: Eukaryota; Metazoa; Chordata; Actinopteri; Scatophagidae. The record is from RefSeq and is a predicted model, not a curated record. The transcript is spliced from 15 exons. Gene Ontology annotation, molecular function: G protein-coupled receptor activity. Bases 294 to 2450 code for a protein of 718 amino acids.
CUGCUACCACCCUGGGCCCCACUACUCCAUCUCCUUCUGCUACCACUCCAGACCCUGCUACUCCAUCUCCUUCUGCUGCUACCCCGGGCCCUGCUACUCCAUCUCCUUCUGCUUCCACCCCAGACCCUGCUACUCCACCUCCUUCUGCUUCCACCCCAGACCCUGCUACUCCAUCUCCUUCUGCUGCCACCCCUCCUACUGCAACUCUUCCUCCUCAUCCUACUACUUCCCUUCCUAUUCUUACCUCGAACACGGCUCCUCCUCCUCCUCCUCCCACCACUCCUGUGGUUUGUAUGAAUGGUGGGAUGCUGGAAAGUGGAGUCUGCGUCUGUCCCGAUGAGUGGACUGGACAGACAUGUUCAGUUGAGAACUUCUGCAGAGCACAGAAACUGGAUGGGUUUAGUUUCCCUCUCACACCCAUUGGCUGGUUUGCAUAUUCAAAGGAAGUCUGCCCAGAGGGAACAUCAGGUGCCAGUAAACCACAGGCCUCAAUCAGAUGUUCCACCAAGAAUGGAUCACCGAGCUUCGAGCGUCCACCACGAGUCCUUCAGUGUGACCAAACACUCAGCGACAUACAACAAAAUCUUACCAGCACAGCUGAUUUGGAGACGCUGGCAGCCAGCACUCAGAUCCUGACCUCCAACCCUGAAGAGCUGACGUCUGAAAACAUCACAACAGCAGCUCAGAUCGUGAACACGCUGCUGCUGUCUCCGAACACCACAGAGGACAUAAGGGUGGCAGCAGUAGCAACAGUCAGCCAGCUGCUGAGCGCCAACACCUCAGACAACGGCCAGGAAAACUCCGCCACUCUGGGCCUCACGGUGACCCUGGACCAGCUCUCUGUGGACCCGAGCAUCACGAUCAGCACAAGUCAGUAUCAGGUGGUUCAGCCGAACCUGGUGGUCCAGUCGGCACAGAUCCCUGCUGCAGACACUCAGGGAGUCCAGUUCACCUCUGUGGCAGGAACAUCCAGCAGUUUUGUUGCCAGCAGAAUUCAGCUGAACACCAACACGUCAACAGUCGUGGUGGAAAACGGCUUCAUAGCCGAUGCCCUGAUAUACGUUCAGUUCCCAGCAGCAGCAGUUCGUGGUCGUCAGGAGGCGUCAAAUGUCACGCUUGGUUUCGUCCUCUACCAGAACAACCAUUUCUUCAGGUCGAGGAGCUACAAAGGCCAACGGGCCAACAUCAGGGUGCUGUCGGGCAGCGUCAAAGGCCAGGAGCUCAGCGUGGUGCCGCAACACGUCGAGAUGCUGUUCAGACCAACAGUUCUGAACGGGACGUCGCUGCACGACUUCGCCUGCGUUUUCUGGGACUACACUGUGGAGGACUGGAGCACCGACGGCUGCUCCAAAGGAAACGCUUCAGACGGGCUGCUGAGAUGUUUCUGCAAUCACACCACCAACUUCGCUGCUCUCUGGUCUUUCAGAGAGAAAUAUGAAUAUGCAGAAGCCCUGGACUGGAUUUCCAUCAUUGGACUUUCCCUUUCUAUCCUGGGACUGACUGUCACAAUCAUUUUCCACAUCACGAGCCUUCGUAAAGAAUCUUGGAAGAACUUCAAGUUCGUCAAUACCGCCCAGCUGUGUAUCUGCUUCAGCCUGCUGGCCUUCACCAUCGCCUUCGUCACAGGAGUUGAGAACUCCAGCAGACAGGACCACACUGUGUCGGAGGUCAGAACUCCAAACAUCAUCCCGCAGGAUGAUGAGCACGUGGAUCCGGAUCGAGGCUCGUGCUCGGCGGUGGCGGCUCUGCUCCACUUCUUCCUGCUGGCCACCUUCAUGUGGAUUAGCAUAUACGGCAUUCAGGCGGUCCUGCUGACCCGGGACAGGCACAGGCUUCCUUCAUACUGGUGGAUACUGAGUCAGACUGUCGGAUGGGGGGUCCCGGCUGUCGUCAUGGCGAUCACACUGGGCGUCGCCUACAGGGUUGACGAUCCUCUGGGAUACAGACAGGAGGAAUUUUGCUGGCUUGCAGCUCUGGAUAAAUCCAAAGAGUUUCACUUUGGGAAGCCGAUGUUUUGGGGCUUCCUGCUUCCCUUUGGUCUGAUCCUGAUCUGCAAUGUCGUCCUGUUUGUCAUCAGCUGCAGGGAGUUCAACAACCUGAACAACUGGAAGAACAUUAUCAACGCUGUCUCUCUGGUGGCGUUGUUCGGUCUGUCCUGGCUUCUGGGAUACCUGAUGCUCGUCACCACAGGACCCACGCACCUGGCCCUCAGCAUCGUCUUCUGCCUCUGCACAGCCACACAGGGACUUCAGAUAUUCAUCUUCUUCACGGCCAGAAAGCCUGACUUCAGAGCCGCCGUGUGCCACACUGCUCAAUAUGUCUCAUCUGUCCACAUCCACAUAAACAGAAAGUACAUGCUGUGGAAGAACUCAUGGAGUCCAACCAGCUCCGAGAUCAAGCAAGACCCGAGAGACCAGCAGCAGCCUGACAUAAAGCUAAUGAAUCUCUAACCCUGGAAAAUGAGGACGUGAUGGUGGUAUGCCACAGUCAUGGGACAAAAUCUGCAUUUUUAUCACUGUUUUUAUAUCAAUAUGGAUGAGGGAGGACAUGAAGGUACUUCUCUGACUCAGACACGAGUCACAUGUAUUUUAGAUUACACUUCAUGGGGACAUCCUCAUCUC